Molecule: messenger RNA, 640 nt
Organism: Pundamilia nyererei
Lineage: Eukaryota; Metazoa; Chordata; Actinopteri; Cichliformes; Cichlidae
Product: complement C1r subcomponent-like
Exons: 2
Biological process (GO): proteolysis
Molecular function (GO): serine-type endopeptidase activity
Source: RefSeq, a predicted model, not a curated record
UUGCAGAUUUUCAUGGGACUUAAUGAGGUAAAAGCCCUCGAGAAAUCUCCUCUGUUUGCUGCCUCAAUCCAUGUUCACCCUGAGUACAACAACCCCAACUAUGUAGACUACAACAAUGACAUUGCACUGAUCAAACUGAAAGACACACUCACAUUCAACUCAUCGGUAAUGCCAGUGUGUUUGCCAGAACCAGGAGCCACAUAUGAUACUGGUGUGAUGGGGCUGGUGUCUGGCUUUGGUGUUACAAACGAGAAUAAUCGUCGCAUUCUAACAAAUCAACUGAAGUAUGUUUAUCUCCCAGUGGUGGACCAGCAGACAUGCAGGGAUUCAGUCACUUCGGCAAGGAGAAGAAAUAACAACAUACCAGACUUAACAAAUAACAUGUUUUGUGCUGGACUCCCUGAAGGUGGGAAGGACUCAUGCCAGGGUGACGCUGGGGGCCCCUUCACUCUGACUAAAGAUGGGCGACAAUGGGCUGCUGGGAUUGUCAGCUGGGGGGUUGAGUGUGGAGGAAAGGGCACAUAUGGAGUCUAUACCAGAGUCGCUAAUUACCUGAACUGGAUCAAGAAGACCAUGCAGGAGAACUAAAGUUACAGUAAUUCAGAACAACACGGUGUAAAUACACGAUGAGGAAAAACAU